AUGAAACUAGUGAUCCCUCUAGUUAUCCUCAGUGCUGUCACAGUGGUGAAUGCCUUGAGUGAGUGCAUUCUCAACUGCCAGGCCGAAGCCGCAGCCAGUGACUGCAGUACCAGUAACUACAACCAAACCAGCUGCUACUGCAACAACGGUGACUUUCCAAUCGACGUGCAGUCAUGUCUAGAAAAGAGUUGCUCGGACGACAUCGGAACCUUCCACACCUAUCGUGGCUCGCAAUGCGGAGGUUCUACCGCCACAACAACCGCAACCGCAGCUGCAUCAACCUCCACCAUAACCCUGACCAGCUGCAUCCUGGACUGUCAGUCUACCGCCGCCGAGAGUGUCGGCGGUGUUUGCUCUUCCAGCUCCUACAACAACACCAACUGCUACUGCAACUCAGACACCUUUGCCACACAAACCCAGGAUUGCAUUUUCUCGGACUGUGCCUCCGACGACGGAACCUAUCACCAAUGGCGCGGGUCUAUUUGCUCCUCAUCUACCAGCGCCAGCACCACAACAGCAUCUACCACCAGCACUACCUCCACCUCGGGCAGCACCAGUCUCAGCAAAGGCGCAAUCGCAGGUAUUAGCAUUGGCUCCGCGGUCGCCGGUAUUGCCAUUAUCUCCCUGCUUAUAUUUACAUUCCUUCGUCGUCGGUGGAAAGCGGCUCAUACUUACAACGGGAAUAGUAAGAUUCAGAAUUAUCCGCUGGGUAAGUUGGCUUCGGUGUCUAGUACUCGUGAUGCGUGA
Molecule: messenger RNA, 747 nt
Organism: Aspergillus sclerotioniger CBS 115572
Lineage: Eukaryota; Fungi; Ascomycota; Eurotiomycetes; Eurotiales; Aspergillaceae
Product: CFEM domain-containing protein
Exons: 6
Coding region: 1-747 (248 amino acids)
Source: RefSeq, a predicted model, not a curated record